Messenger RNA from Scaptodrosophila lebanonensis, 694 nucleotides. It is a transcript of the gene Srp19, whose product is annotated as signal recognition particle 19 kDa protein. The record is from RefSeq and is a predicted model, not a curated record. Bases 96 to 581 code for a protein of 161 amino acids. Gene Ontology annotation, biological process: SRP-dependent cotranslational protein targeting to membrane, signal sequence recognition; SRP-dependent cotranslational protein targeting to membrane. The transcript has 3 exons. Lineage: Eukaryota; Metazoa; Arthropoda; Insecta; Diptera; Drosophilidae. Gene Ontology annotation, molecular function: 7S RNA binding. Gene Ontology annotation, cellular component: signal recognition particle, endoplasmic reticulum targeting.
AUUCGUGGAUAAACUAAUUUUCUAGCACGAUUUUUUGCAAGCUAUUAACGAAAUUUUAUUAAAUUGUUGUUGUUGAAGGAAAAUAAAUAUUUAAAAUGGCAGCCUCACCGCCCAUACGCACUAAUUGGCAUCCAAACAUGAAGCACAGCGAAGUGGAACGUUGGAUUUGCAUAUAUCCUGCCUACAUUAACAGCAAAAAGACGCGUCAGGAGGGUCGCCGACUACCCAAAGAGAACUGUGUUGAGAAUCCCACCUACAUAGAGAUUCGAGACGUGCUCUCCGUGUCCAACUUGCACUUUGCCGUGGAGAACAAACAGUACAGCCGUGAAAGGAGCAGGGAACUUCAGUUCCGUGGACGCAUACGCGUACAGCUUCGCAAUGCCGACGGAACGUUGUGCAACGGAGAAUUCGCCACACGUGAGUCCAUCAUGCAUCAUGUUGCCAGCAGAAUUCCACAACUAAAGACGCGUCAAAACAAGCCCAGUGGCGAAACUUUUCAUCAGCAACAGCCGCAGCAGCAGCCAAGCACUGGAGCUGGUGGCGGAGGUGGUGGCAAAAAGGGCAAGGGCAAGCGCCGAUAAAUUAUUAGUUGUUUUUCUUUAUUUGGGUCUUGAAAUGCAUUAAUUUUUCAGUAAAUUUGUAUAAAAAUUAAAAUUAUAUCUUUGCUCUUGUAGAGUUUAGAGUGCAACAAAAA